Messenger RNA from Phlebotomus papatasi, 2399 nucleotides. It is a transcript of the gene TBC1D5, whose product is annotated as TBC1 domain family member 5. The record is from RefSeq and is a predicted model, not a curated record. NCBI's taxonomy places the organism in Eukaryota, Metazoa, Arthropoda, Insecta, Diptera, Psychodidae. The coding region runs from base 193 to 2220 and encodes 675 amino acids. Gene Ontology annotation, molecular function: GTPase activator activity. The transcript has 5 exons. Gene Ontology annotation, biological process: activation of GTPase activity.
AGUUCAAAGAUGUCAUUCACAUGUCAAGAAUAAGAAACUAUGGGAAGGUAUCGCGUUUUUUAUUUAUAAAAAAAAAACUCUGCGCGUUAUAUUGCCUGUGUGUGGUUCUUUUUAACUCAGUCUUUUGUGUACAGUCCAAUUUAAAUGAAUAUCAUAUUUAUGUGAAACGUUACAUCGAAAAAGUCGAGGAAAAUGACUGGCCGGGAACCAAGCCUUGCACAGGAGGCUCAAACUGAGUUAUCAUCUGUUGAAAAAUAUGAAUUAGAGUGGAUUGAACUGUGCACGGAUUUGUCUCAGUGCGAAUAUUUGGUAAAAUUGCGCGAGAAAGCCAUCGAGGGGGAUUUGAAGGUGUCAAAGUUCCGGAGCAUUUGCUGGGCUUUGCUUUUGCGGGUAUUUCAGCAUGAUCCAACAAAUUGGCUAAAACAGAGAAGAGAGGCACGGGAAGCUUACCAGGAUCUCAAAGCUCAAUUCAAUCAUAAUCCCUAUCAGGGAAAUGUCCCGAACAACGAUGAUCCCCUUUCGCAAUCAAAUGAAAGUGUCUGGAAUCAGCACUUCUGUGACCAAGAACUCAGCAAGUUGAUCCGUCAGGAUGUCCAGCGAACAUUUCCCGGGAUUGAUUUCUUCAGAAAACCUCAGAUUCAGGAGAUUAUGACAAACAUCCUCUUCUGCUAUGCACGCAGCAAUCCCCUCAUUUGCUACCGACAGGGAAUGCAUGAGCUUCUAGCCCCACUUGUCUUUAUCAUCCACAGCGACCAUCGAGUUUUAUCCCAUGUCAAAGACCUCGUACAAUGUGUAAAUCAUACUUUGCAGGAAAUCCUUGAUCCUGAAUUUCUCGAAGAGGACAGCUACGCUCUCUUUGUAAAACUUAUGGAUAAAAUGGAAAAAUAUUAUAAAAUUACUGGAAUGGUUCCAGAUCCCACGGGACACUUGCCCACUGUUCCUAGUACUUCAUCAGGACAUCCCAAAGAUACUGCAAGUGGGGAGAUUGAAAAAUACGUAAAAUCCCUCCAGGACAACAUUCUCGCCAGGCACGAUAUUCAGUUGCAGGAUCACAUGAUUAAACUGGAAGUGCCUCUAUCAAUCCUCGCCAUUCGCUGGUUCCGUGUCCUCUACGGACGGGAAUUUUCCUUUAUGGAUGUCUUGAUCCUCUGGGAUGCAAUUUUUGCCUCUGGCAAUGAUUUGGAACUUAUUCCCUAUGUCGCUGCCACAAUCCUCAUUAGUGUCCGUGAUGUUAUAUUGACCGCUGACUAUUCCACUGUAAUCAAUACUCUUAUGAAGUAUCCCAAUCCUGUGGAUAUCGGUCUCAUGGUGAAAUAUUCUCUGCACAUGAUGCGUCCGGAGAAGUAUUUGAGACCCAGUGGAGUGUUUAUUUACGUACCUCCGCGGUAUAUUAAGCAAAUAUCAUUGGAUACUCCUCGAUCCCUGAAUCUGGUCAAGAACAAUGUGUUCUUGGGACGUACUCGGAGGGAGAGUGAUAGAAUUGAGAGAUAUAGGACAUCCUCCCUCUCGAGGAUUCACACUUCUGACUAUCUGCACAAUUUGGCUGUAAUGAAUGUGAUGACUGACACGAAUCUAGACUACCAUGACAGUGAAGUAGUCGAGGGAUAUUUGGAGAAUGAUCCGACUGUCCUUCGGCUAGAACUUCAGCAUGCCUACAGUAUUAUGAAUAUCACAAAGUGCAAACUCCUCAAGUAUGCAACAGUUCUCAAGCAACAUGCUCCUGGACAUGGAGCUCAUGAGUAUUACCGUGUCCUCGAUGGGAUUGAGGAGCUCUGUGCUCUGCUGGAAACACGUCAUACCAGCCCUAUGAACAUCCGACAGCCUCCUGUUGAGCCAGCGUUUGAAGCAAAUGAAUCUGGGCAUAUGAGACUACAUGAUCUCCAUCCUCCAAAUACUCUGCCUCUUGCCCGACGUCGAAAACCAAAAAUGCCCGAAAGAACUGAAUCAGCAAGGAAUCUCAGAAGAUUGGACGUCGAUAGAUCCUUUGAAGUUGUCCCUGCGGAGGAAACUAUUACUUUCAGAGAUGAUUCUGGAAGCUACGAAAGACCAAAUACAAUCAUGUCGCGAAAGGCAGCAAAGAUAAUUGGGGAUCGAAAGUCUCUGGAAAUGAGGGUUAUGCAGCGACAUGGUGGAAUUUCUGGGGAUGAAGAGUCCACAAGUUCCCAGAAAAUUGUUCCACAUCCCGAAAAGAUCAAGCGUCCUCCAAAUACUAAUCCCUAAUCAUCAGACUAUGGAGCAUUCCUAGGACAAUUUCUCAUGUCUGUUUUUUUGUAGUUUUAUGUGAUAUGACAGCUUCAAGUUUUUUGAAGCAAUUUUUUGUACAAUAUAAAUUGCAAUGAAAAUGCAUUAUAAAAGUUUUAUUGAGAAAAAUAAAGAUUAUUGAUCAGUUUGAGAAUAUA